AGCUCAGGCGCCUUCCCUCUUCUUCAUCGUGUUAUCUAUUCUCCAGUCUGUCUCCUUGUUCAAGCUCAUGACCGAACAUUUCGACACGUAUUCAACAGCUUGCUACUACUUGAAAAUAGCUCGAAGGAGCAGGAUUUCUCCAAAGGCUGUUACUGGGCCUCAUGCGCCAACGGCAUUGACCGAGUAUACGAGCCUGCCAAUCUGGGCCAAUCUCGACGGGUCGUACAGAGAUGCAGAGUUACGGGGAUGCCAGGGGGAGUAAUGGACGUUUGGAGGACCUUAAAGUGGACAAUUUCGAUACGCAAGUUCAAGAUGCUUCUGACAAGGCUUUCGAGCUGUCGCAGAGGGCUUCGGGAUUCCUACGACGAGAGAAGAUCCGUGCUCGUCUCGGUGAAGCUGUGUACAACAAAGGAUGUCCUCAAGCAGAGCAAUUCAUAAUUCCGCAAGAUCUGCAUGAAAUAUGGAGGCCGCAGAUACUGAGAAACUUUCUAGGUGUCUUGGGCUACAGUGGAGAAGAAAACCUGGUUCAAACCGUACUGGAUCAUUUGAUAAAGACAAUCUCGAUACUGGUAUACAUCAGAUGGGAAGAGUGGUCAAGGUUCGAGUCUAUAUUUUUCCCUAACGGUUGGGGAAAGCCUGUCCGCGAAGACAGAACGGAUGCAAGGAUACCUUACCCCGAUAUUAUCCUCGAGGAAGAUCAGUUUUUAGGGAGUGGAGACGCUGCUGCGUCGGACUUUUUCAAUCAUCAGAACGUGUACAUUCCCAAGAUCAUCGAACAGGGAAAGAGGAUUCUCAUUCCAAAGACUACUCCUCUCCCAUUCAUCAAGAAACAACAAGAGAAGAUAGCAGUGGGAGGGUAUGGAGUUGUGACCAAGGAGGUCAUUGCAAAACAUCACUUCCGCCCGAAAUCAAAGUUUGGCUCUGAUCCGAUAAAGCGGGAAUUUGCCGUAGCUUGCAAAAAGUUUCAAACCAGGGGAGAUUUCAGAGCAGAAGCCAAGAACCUAGACAAUCUAGCUUCAGCCCUCUCUAAACAUGAACGGCUUGUCAAACACAUUGCAUUCAUCACUAUCGGAGAUGUACAUGAUCCAGGGGCCACUAAAGAAUUCAAUAUUCUUCUUCCAAUGGCUGACACUGAUCUCAAAAGGUUGUUAUACCUGGAACAGUACAGUCCACAAUGUAGUGACGUUGUCGAACUUGUCAAAGAAGCAUCUAAAGUCUUCGAUGCUCUUGCCUGGCUACAUCAAGGUCAAAUGGUGGAGGAUAAGAUGCAGGUCUUCUGUCACAUGGACUUGAAACCUGCUAACAUUCUCGUCUACGAAAUUGGAGAAUACAAGUUUCCCGCAGGUUGUUGGAUGAUCUCGGAUUUUGGCAUAUCAUCAAUGACAGAACGCCACCAGAAUACCCAGUUUCUCAAUACAUUUGAGAAAUCUCCUGCAGGGACUCUGGCAUCAAUCCUCGGGGCAGAUUCCGUCUUGACCAGUAGGAAGCGAGAGCCUGGAAUUUAUUCAGCCCCAGAGGCCCACAAACUUAAUGGCAAGAUCGGUCCUGCGAGCGACGUCUGGUCUCUUGGUUGUAUCCUCUUUCAGGUGCUUCUCAGGGGUGUCGGCGGAAGUGAGGGUAUUGCAGACUUGGUAAAGUAUGACGAGAAGAGGCGUUCCAAGGAGCAUGACCAUUUUUGCCAACACACAGAUGGCGAGGCACACCUCCAUCCUGCUAUAGAAAGGUGGCUUGAGAGCACUCACCUUCCAGGUCACAUUGCAAUACAGGACCAGAAGAUGAUCAUGGAAUGCAAGAAUGUUAUCAAACAGGCUCUGAUCGUCGAUCCAGACAAAAGAGCGACAGCGGCAAACCUCCGAGACAGACUGUUGCUUAUUUGCGAACGGGAAGAAAUCUCUAACGAGAGCGUGGCUGGGUCUCCUAUCACUUCAAAACCCCCUUUCCCCAUGGAGACGUCAAGUGCGAUGCCAUUACCAGAUCGGACGACCACCAACUUCCAACCUACUCAGCCCAAUCCAUUGGAAGAGACAAAAGACCUUCGUCUACAGCAGCCCGAAUCAAGCGCUCAACCUUCUCAGGUAGCUGCGGCAGCGUUUACACUGCCACCUAAAAGCUUCUCUCCAGCACCAACAGCAGCUCCACCAACUCCCCCGGACGACCAUCAUAUUGCCCACGAUCUUGAUACCACAGAUAAGCUGAAGCAUGACACCACAGGGAACAAUCCAUCCACCCAACCAGAGAAUGAUAUUCCACGAAAACAGGCAAAGCUUCAGCCUCUAAUUCCAGACCGAGUGUCAUCUCAUACAAGAGAGACAGCGCUCCCAGUGUCAAAAGAAUCUACUCCGGCAGUCAUCGAGCCUCCACCUACCUUUCCCAGAGAAAGUGUACGAUCAGUUGAUAUUGGUCCUUUUGAGACUAGACAUCGAAGCUCGACGCUCAGUAUCGGUAUCUCGAGGUCGUCCAUCGUCCGCCCAAAAUCUGACAAUACCUCCGUCUGCUUCUCCAGUUGAAGAAUUGCAGCUCGUACAAAGCACAGGCACACUACCGGGCAAGUCAUCUAACGGACAGAUGAAAGACAGUGCAUCCAAGAAACCUCGCAAGUUGUCCCCGUUGGGUCUUGCCAU
Messenger RNA from Mollisia scopiformis, 2621 nucleotides. RefSeq names its product kinase-like protein. The record is from RefSeq and is a predicted model, not a curated record. NCBI's taxonomy places the organism in Eukaryota, Fungi, Ascomycota, Leotiomycetes, Helotiales, Mollisiaceae. Gene Ontology annotation, cellular component: centrosome; nucleus; cytoplasm. The transcript has 3 exons. Bases 231 to 2507 code for a protein of 758 amino acids. Gene Ontology annotation, biological process: protein phosphorylation; chromosome segregation. Gene Ontology annotation, molecular function: protein kinase activity; ATP binding.